AUGGUGGCAGCGGCCGCCAUUGUCCGCGCUGCGUUCGCAUCGGGUGCGGCGCCGCCUCCCGGCAGGUUGCGCGCGUGCUCGCGGUGCCACGGGGAGGGCGGGCUGUACACGCGGGGAAAGCGGCGCUCAGGUGGCGCCGCGGCCGUGAUCCGCCGGCCGUGCGCGGCCUGCGGCGGCAUCGGGCUCGUCGAUGGAAUGCUGCCUCCGCCGCGACAUGAACCGGGGCCCCGGGACCGUGCGUUUGUCGGCACCGUAGCCAUUGCUGGCGGCGGCAUCGGCGGCGCCGCAGCGGCGCUGGCGCUGCAGCAGCGCGGCUUCCGCGUGGUCGUGUAUGAGCGCGACUCAAACUUUGACCAGCGCGCGCAGGGUUACGGCCUCACGAUGCAGCAGGGGGCGACUGCGCUGGCGCAACUCGGCCUGCCCAAUGAGGGCGUCUUCUCGUAUGCCCACUCCUCCUUCCUACCGGACGGAACGCUCCUCGGGGAGUAUGGGCGGGGCGUGCACGAGAGCACGCGCGAGCGGAUGGGCAACGGGAGAGGGAAGGCUCAGCGGCGCAACGCCCACAUCCCGCGGCAGGCUCUGCGGGCGGCGCUUCUCGACCCGCUCCUGCCGGGGACGGUGCGGUGGGGCAAGGCAAUCGCUCGCUUUGACGCCGGCGACUCGGGCGUCAUCCUGCACUUUGAGGACGGCUCGCCACCCGAGCGCGCCGCGCUCCUCGUCGGCGCGGACGGGAUCCGGUCGCGAGUGCGCGAGCAGCUGCUCGGCGCGGCACCGCUCGAGUACCUCGGCGUCGUCGUUGUGCUCGGGCGCUCGCGCACGUCUCACGCUGCGGCGAACGAGCGAGUCUUUCAGACCCUCGACGGCGACACGCGCCUGUACGUGAUGCCGUUCGAGGCCGGCGUUGCGAUGUGGCAGCUCUCCUUCCGACUGGGCGAGGCGGAGGCGCGGGCGAUUCAGACCCUAGACGGCGCAUCGCUCCGCGCCCUCGCCCUACGCCGGCACGAGCCGAUCCCGCAGCUGCUGCAAGACACCGCGGCCGCGGACAUCACCGGCUAUCCAGCCUACGACCGGCCUUGCCCCGCCGCCCUCCGACAGCCCACCUCUGCCGGCGAGGCGCUCGGAGGGCUGGGUGGUGAGGCGGGUGGCGAGGUGCCGCCACCGACGCUUGCCACGGAGACACGGGUGCGCGCGCCGGUCGCGGGCGGCGGUGGCGGUCUCACCCUCAUCCCCGGUCCCUCGACGCUCCGCUGCCAGGCCCUCCUCGACGGGAUCGCCCUCGCCCGCGCCCUUCGCUCCCACGAGCUUCGCGGCGACGCGCAUGUCUCGCUUGGCGCGGCGCUUUCCAUGUUCGAGGCAGACAUGCUCGAGCGGGCGCGCCGCAAAGUGCGUGCGUCGCGCGACGCGGCGGAGCUGCUGCACUCGCCCGAGGCGAUGGCAAAGUCGAAUUCGACGCGCGCGCGGUCGGCGAGGGACAAGCGGCAGCUCGAAUCCACUACAGCAGCAGAAGAGGGGCGGGGGGGCGGUAUAGCUUGA
Emiliania huxleyi CCMP1516 is the source of this 1533-nucleotide messenger RNA. RefSeq lists its product as hypothetical. Gene Ontology annotation, molecular function: FAD binding. Lineage: Eukaryota; Haptophyta; Isochrysidales; Noelaerhabdaceae. The record is from RefSeq and is a predicted model, not a curated record. Bases 1 to 1533 code for a protein of 510 amino acids. The transcript is spliced from 4 exons.